GUGACGUAUGUUGGUGACGCCAUGACGCUACGCAAACGCAGACAGCGUUGCCGGGACGACGAUCAAGGCGUCUCACCGCGGCGGAAAGAGCAACGACUUUUCUUCCAGGUAGAAGCCAUCCAUCUGGUCUUCCCGAUGGAGCCCAAAGCGAUGAUGAUGGAGGGGAGCGUUCAGCCCCUCCGAGUCCCCCCUCAGAUGUCCAUCUAUGCCGACCAGCACAAUAUUAUCCACCUGGUGCAGACCAUGGUAUCUAGCCUGGCUGUGGACCAGCCCGAAGACCCCAUCGCAUACCUUCUGCUUCUGCUGCAGGACAGCAGCGUGCACGUUCCCAGGGUGGUCCUGCUGGGUCCCCCCGCCGUGGGCAAAACCACUCUGGCCGGACGACUGUGCGCCGACCUGGGAGCUGUGCACGUCACCAUGGAGACACUCCUGGACGACCCAUCGCCUGCGGGCCAAGAGGCGCGCCGCCACGCGCUCAAGCAAGAGGAGGUGCCUGGCGAUCUUCUGGUGAGCUUGAUUCAAGCCAGACUCAAAGAGUCUGACUGCUUCAACACGGGCUGGGUGCUGGACGGGCUCCCGCAAACUCGGCUGCAGGCUCGCAGUCUCCAGCAGGGCGGCGUCAUUCCCAAACACGUGGGUAGGUUUCUUCUGUGCGGCACCCGCACGCCUGUUUGGGCAGCUGUUUGCGUGUCUGGAAGUGACGUGAGGCGACGUGUUGCGGCAGUUCUGCUGGUGGCCGGUGAAGACGUUCUCCUGGAGCGCCACCGCGGCAGGCUGCUGGACCCGCUGACCAGAGACGUGUACCACGAGACCUUCGCGCGACCCCGCGAGGAGGCGGCGCGGCGCGCCGAGAAGAGCGCCGACGCCCACGUCGGGGCUCUGAGAGCCCACCUGCAGCGCUAUCGUUGCAAGGUCACCGGCUUGAGCUCCGCCUACCGACACAUCCUCACCACAGUGGACGCCGACCAGCCGCCGCUCGACGUUUACCAACAAGCGCUGGCCUUCUUGCGGACUCGGCGCUGUUCCCGAACUCCCAGGGUUCUCCUGUUGGGGCCGCCGGGCUCAGGGAAGAGACUUCAAGCCAAGAUGCUGGCAGAGAAAUACAAGAUGGUCGACGUCUGUUGCAGUGACCUCCUUCGUUGGGCCGAAGCCGACCCGUCUUCAGUGGGAGAAGAAGUUCGAACGUACGUGCAGCACAACCGGACAGUUCCAAAAAGUGUCACUUUGAAAGUCUUUCAAGAGCGACUGGACCGUGCAGACUGCAGCCAGCGCGGUUGGAUCCUUCACCACCUGCCGUGCGACCUGCAGCACGCCAAACACUUAACGGAGUCCCUCAACGCCCCCAACAGAGUUUUCUUCCUGGAGUUGACUGACGACGUUUGUUUACAAAGAACCACAAUCACCCCGGUUCAUCCCAGCGUCCACGCGGCACCCGGCGACGUCAGCCAAUGUCUUGACAACACACGUAGUGUCACGCAAGCGCUCGGUGUGUACAGGACACACACCGCAGGCCUGCAGUGUGUGUUUCCAGAUGGCGUGCACGUGGAUGCAGAUCAGGAUCCCCAGUGUGUGUUUGAGGCUUUAGACAAACAACUCAUCAUACAAACACACGCAUAUUGACACACACACACACUUACACACGCAAAGUGCAGUUCAACGUUUGUCUGUCUCUGUCUAUGAAUCUGGAGCUGUCCAAUCAAUGUCAAUAAAAUCAGUGCCGUGUCAAGACUC
Molecule: messenger RNA, 1731 nt
Organism: Syngnathus typhle (broad-nosed pipefish)
Lineage: Eukaryota; Metazoa; Chordata; Actinopteri; Syngnathiformes; Syngnathidae
Gene: ak8
Product: adenylate kinase 8
Biological process (GO): nucleoside triphosphate biosynthetic process
Cellular component (GO): cytoplasm
Molecular function (GO): ATP binding; AMP kinase activity; nucleoside diphosphate kinase activity
Source: RefSeq, a predicted model, not a curated record